Molecule: messenger RNA, 2159 nt
Organism: Zonotrichia leucophrys gambelii
Lineage: Eukaryota; Metazoa; Chordata; Aves; Passeriformes; Passerellidae
Product: sodium/potassium/calcium exchanger 1-like
Exons: 2
Coding region: 105-1148 (347 amino acids)
Source: RefSeq, a predicted model, not a curated record
AGGUGAGGGAUUUUCAGUGGGGUGUGGAGCUGUGCUGGUGAGCAGGGGCUCUGUGAGCUCUUUUGCUGCUUGGUUUUUAUGGGAUGGGUUCCUUGCUUUAAUUCAUGCACAUUUUUACAGUCUGGGCCUCUUUGAGCACAAGUGUGAAGCCCCUUCCUCCUCUGGAACCAGAGCACCCAGCUCCUCCUCAGUCCCUUGGAGUGUCUGUGUCCCCUGCGGCCAUGGGAGGUGUUUUUGGGAAGAACAGGAGGCCCUGUGUGUUCCCCAGGGUGGUUUUCAGGGCCAGGGGCAGGAGGGCUGCCCGGGUGUGCUGCGAUGCAGCCACCUGGACCGGCGAGAGCCAUUUCUGCUCCGCGCGCAUCCGCACGCGGGCGAGGCGCCCCGAGCCCCCCGCUGCCACAAUGGUGCUGGAAGCUUCUGGAAGUGAAUUUGGAGACGAGGAAGGAGACUCAGCAUCCUCCCCAAGGGCACAGCACAGCGAGGCCUCAGCCCCUGUGGCUGCCAGAGACACACCAGGGGCUGAGCUGUCCCAGCAGCCCGAAGGCGAUCCUCAGCCAGAGCUGCUGGAAGCCCAGGAACUCCCAGGAGAGGCACAAGGACCCCAAAAUCCCCAGGAGAGCAGCGAGGCUGAGGCUGCUCAGUGUCCCCCUGGCAGCUCUUUGUCCCCUGAGCCCCGCUGUGGGGAGCAGGGGGUGACACCUCUCACUAGGACCACGGUGGAGGUUGAUGUCCACGUGUCUGCUGAGCAUGGCCAGGGUGAGGCUGGUGCAGGGUCUGAGCUGCUGAGGGAUGCAGGGCACGAGGCUGAGGGUGCUGCAGAGGACACCUGUGUUGGGAAGGCUCCUUGGGAAGUGCCCAUGCAGAAGGCAGGUGACACCACGGCUGCUUCGUGUCCCCUGGAGGAGCCAGAAGCAGGAGAGGACAUGGCAGAUGGGCAGGGGGGACCAGAAACUGAAGCUCCACUUGAUCUCCAGCUGGGCCAAGGUGAGAUUGGAGCUCCUGAAGGUGUGGAAGGAGCUGCUGGUGGGGCAGGGCAGGAUGAAGAGAAGGCAGAGGAGAGCCCAGCCUGCCUGCCAGAAACCCAGCAGCACGAGGAGGAGGAGGAGAAAAUCCAAAUUAGCAGCGAGGGAGAGCCACAGGAGCACUGAAGGAGCACUUGGAACCUGGAGCAGCAGCCAUGGAGCACCUUCAUCAACCAGAGCUGAACCUGCUGCCUCCACCCUGCCAAAUGGGGCUUGUGCCCCAAAGGACCCGGAUUCAGGGUGGUGGUGGCAGAACCUCCUUUGAAAAACUGAAAACUAAAGGUGCUAAACUGAGAAUUUGUGUGCUCUGCAAGUGGCACUGCCCUCCUGUCCCUGCUGGGGCUGUUCCACGGUACAGAAAGUGUAUUUAUGUAUUUAUUUAUGUUUUUAUACCCUGCCUAGGGCUGUGCACUUCAUGGUAUCUCCCUCUGUGUGUGUGGCUGCACAGGGUUAAGUGAUGUCUAAUUUAUUAAUUACAUUUGUCCUCUCACCCCACUGGCUUGUCACCACUAUUGGAAAUGCAUUGUGUGAUGUCUGUUGCAAUUGGAAUCAAUAAAUGUUAAAUCAUUUUAACACUGGCUGCUAUGAAAUGUUGGGUUAAGAAUGCUCUGAUAAUUCAUUUCUGGUAUUUGCAUUGGCUCCAAUGCCAGAACUGAUGUUUUUACCCUUUGUAAAGUGUUUGGUAAAAUGCUGAAUGCUGAUACCAGUGGCCUCAGAAUGAAAGCUGCUCCUCCCCUGGUGAUUUCCUUGCAAAUCUUGGAACACCAACUGGGCUUGUUGUGCUUAGACCCAAUAAAAUGAAAGAUGAAAGGCUGAACUUCCAAAUGUGACUCAUUUACAGCAUUUGCUUUGCAGAACUUGGCAUUUUCUUUAUGGUUUGCACUGGCUGGGUGGAGGUCAAGGAGCUCAGGCUGGAGGCCUGUGGAAGGAGCUGUAAACAACAAAAAAAGCUGCUUGUGGUCAUUUUGCUGCAAAUAAUCAAUAAAUUUCUGGCACCUGCAUAUCCAAUGCUAAUCUCUAAUUACACAGUGCUAAACAGAAGGGAGUUUUCCCAUCAAACCUGACUGGUGGCACAGCUCUCACUGAAUUUAGGAAUUGUGUGGUGCAGCAGGGAAUCAGGAAAACAAUUCAGCCUCA